Molecule: messenger RNA, 1698 nt
Organism: Cajanus cajan (pigeon pea)
Lineage: Eukaryota; Viridiplantae; Streptophyta; Magnoliopsida; Fabales; Fabaceae
Product: protein EARLY-RESPONSIVE TO DEHYDRATION 7, chloroplastic
Cellular component (GO): plasma membrane
Source: RefSeq, a predicted model, not a curated record
UUUACGAUGCUCAUUGAAACUCCAAAUCCACAGAACGGUGACAACCUCAAAAGUUAGAAACUCGAUUCAUCAAUGGCAUCUGAAAACCCUAAUGAGAAAAACUCUUUAUACCCAAAGGUAAUAAUUUCAAACCUAGAAACAUCCUCUUUCAACCCAUCCUCCUCUCUCUACCCCGCAGUUGACGAAGUUGGUGACCUUGUUGAGAACCUUUUCCAAAACGAAAACAUUCCUUCUGCGCCACCGCUUGCCGCUGAAGAGGUCCUCAUCAAGGUCCCUGGCGCCAUCCUCCACCUCAUCGAUAAGGAAUGUAGCAUUGAGCUCGCUUGUGGUGACCUCACGAUCAACUGCCUUCGCCAAGGGCCAAAUGUCGUUGCUAUCUAUGCUUGUGUAGACAACAACAUCCAAUGGCCCUUGGCAAAAGACGAGGCUGCCGUCAAAGUUGAUGACACACACUACUUUUUCUCCCUUCGUGUCCCUAAAGAGGAAUCUGAUUCAGAUUCCUCCUCAGACGAAGAGGAAAAAGGAAAAGGAGAAAAACAUGGUCGCAAGGAGAAUCGAAAGAAGAAGAAAAAGAAUAAGAAGAACAAGGAUGAUUCUGGUUUGGGUGUGUUGAGUUAUGGCUUAACAAUAGCAUCAAAGGGUCAAGAGGAUUUGGUGAAGGAGUUGGACAAGGUGUUGCAAGAAUGUAGUGCUUUCUCGGUGCAAGAGCUUUCAGAAAAAGCGAAGAGGGAAGGGGAGGCUUUGGAUGAGUCAGUGGCGAAAGAGACAUCACCAGCAGAUUUAUGGUCAGAAGAGAAGAGGGAGAUGAUUGAGGAGAAGUGUACAGCAUAUUGGACUACGUUGGCACCUAAUGUAGAGGAUUAUAGUGGAACUGCUGCAAAGCUUAUUGCAACGGGUUCUGGGCAAUUGGUUAAGGGGAUAUUGUGGUGUGGGGAUGUGACAGUGGAGCGGUUAAGGUGGGGGAAUGAGAUCAUGAAGCAAAGGUUGGCUUCAAGCUCACAAAGAGAGAUUAGUCCUGAAACCAUGAGGCGAAUCCAGAGGGUUAAAAGAGUGACCAGAAUGACAGAGAGUGUGGCAAAUGGGGUCCUCACUGGGGUUGUGAAGGUCUCUGGAUUUUUUACUAGUUCAGUGGUAAAUUCAAAAGCAGGAAAGAAAUUUAUCAGCAUGCUACCUGGUGAAGUUGUGUUGGCAUCACUGGAUGGAUUCUGCAAAGUGUGUGAUGCUGUUGAAGUAGCAGGAAAAAGUGUUAUGUCAACAUCAUCCACGGUUACAACCGACAUUGUCAAUCACAGAUAUGGAGAAGAAGCUGCUAAGGCAACAAGUGAAGGAAUGGAUGCUGCUGGUCAUGCUGUGGGGGCUGCAUGGGCUGCAUUUAAAAUUCGACAAGCUUUAAAUCCUAAGAGUGCUAUAAAACCUACCACACUGGCCAAAUCUGCAGCUAAAGCUGCUGCUGCUGAACUUAAGGGUAAAAUGGCCAAGUGAUUUAUGGUGAGAGUUCUUCAAUUAAGGUUUUGACCAUCCUAACAUCAAUAGUCACUGCUAUUCAUUACUAUAGUUUCUUAAUUUCUGGACAAAUGGGAACAUUGUAAAUAUUAGAGGUGGAAACAUUGAUAUAUGAUUUGAAAAUGGUAACUGUAUUUAUUGUUCUAGUGGCAAGAACUCCACUCACUUUAGUGAAUAGUGUUGAAAGUUAAUGAA